Messenger RNA from Pelobates cultripes (western spadefoot toad), 348 nucleotides. The record is from the annotation of a GenBank genome assembly. NCBI's taxonomy places the organism in Eukaryota, Metazoa, Chordata, Amphibia, Anura, Pelobatidae.
AUGGAUGAACUCUAUGACAUCCCCAAUGGAGGGGGCCUACACCAUUCCUCAUCAGAUGAGGAUCAAAAAACCCGAGCCACCAAGAAGGAUAUCAAAACGCUCCUCCGAGACAUCCGCAAGCUCGAACUUGCAGAUCUCAACAUACUGAAAGAGGAGAUGCACGCAAUAACGGGCAGAAUUAAAGCGGUGGAGAAAGACACACUGGACCUGCAGGCCCAAAAGGUGGCCCUAUUCACCAACCACGAAGAGCUAUCACAGGCUCAAGCAACCAUGGCACACCACUUAUCGACCACAAAGACCAGAGUCAAUGCAGGAACCUCAAAUUACGGGGUGUUCCAGAAGCAGUGA